Molecule: messenger RNA, 2796 nt
Organism: Sodiomyces alkalinus F11
Lineage: Eukaryota; Fungi; Ascomycota; Sordariomycetes; Glomerellales; Plectosphaerellaceae
Product: OPT superfamily oligopeptide transporter
Exons: 7
Coding region: 255-2453 (732 amino acids)
Cellular component (GO): fungal-type vacuole membrane
Molecular function (GO): oligopeptide transmembrane transporter activity
Source: RefSeq, a predicted model, not a curated record
GCCAUAUUCAAACCGACUUCUCAGUUUCCGGUUUCCAGAAAGCAUUUGGCUGGCUUGUCAAACCAGUUACCAGCCCCGUCAGUCGCGGUCAAACUUGACCUGCAGCCUCAACUCAACAAGUAUGAUGUUGAUGGUCUAGAUACUGGCACAAACCCAAGUCUCCCCCGACGAAACAUAUUGACCAGGGUGUUGUUAACUCUGAAGAUACGUGACAGGGACCUUUGGGGCAGGUCAUCUCAAGACGCAUUACCAUCAUGGCCCCCGACCGAGGCGACAGUCCAAACUGCGAGCUCUUGCCAUCCGAACAAGAUGCCAACGCCACUUCAUAUCCUCGGAUCGAGGGUGAAAGCUUCACUAUCCGUGGCGUCGCUGUUGGUCUCCUAGUUGGCCUAGUCAUCUGCUUCUCCAACAUGUACUUCGGGUUGCAGACGGGCUGGGUGAGCACCAUGACCUUACCGGCCUCUCUUGUCGGGUUCGGCGUUUUCCAAGCUCUUUCCCGGCAUCUCAGCUUCCCAUUCAGCCCCGUGGAGAAUGUGCUGGUGCAAAGCGUUGCCGGAAGUAUGGCUAUCAUGCCUCUGGGGUGUGGUUUUGUCGGAGUGCUACCCGCAAUGAAUUAUAUUCUGGCGAAGGAAGAGCAAGGCCCGAUAUCUCUAAGCCUGUGGCAGUUGAUCGUCUGGGCCCUAGGCCUAUGUUAUUUCGGCGUCGUCUUUGCCGUGCCACUGCGACGACAGGUCAUUAUUCGGGAGAAGCUACGAUUCCCCAGUGGCUAUAGCACGGCUGUUUUGGUCAGUGUUCUUCAUGGGCAGACACGGGCUCCGGGUUCUGAUGGGACGACUGCGGCAUCGUCUGGGGAUUUUGCGAGUCUCGUUCCAGUCCCAGUGUCUACCUCUCCAGAUGUCACCGCGUCGAGGGAGGACCGCAGCAGCGGCGAAGAUGACCCUGAACGUUACGGCGAGGCGCCAGAAGAGGCGCGCCUCCGUGAUUGGGCGAAGAACGUGCGCCUUCUGCUUAUUUGCUUCCUUUUUUCUGCGUUUUACACGCUUUGCACCUACUUCCUCCCACGGCUACGAAGUCUCCCGAUAUUGGGCCGUGCUGCGGCGCACACGUGGCUUUGGACUCUGAAUCCAAGCCCUGCGUAUAUCGGCCAGGGCAUUAUCAUGGGCCCCGAAACCACGCUGCACAUGCUUCUUGGCGCCAUCAUCGGCUGGGGUGUCCUGUCCCCGCUUGCAAAACAUCGAGGAUGGGCGCCUGGCCCCAUAGGUGACUGGGAAAGCGGGAGCAAAGGCUGGAUUGUGUGGGUGUCGUUGGCCAUCAUGCUGGCGGAUGCUUUUAUGAACCUCGGCCAUCUCAUUCUUCGCUCGCUGUGGCCCAGGAUUCAACUAUCGAUUCGAACGAACUCCAAGGCAAACCCCCCUCCAGGAUACUCUGCCAUCCGAACAGACGAUGAUCACUCUACCGGAAACGCAUAUAGAGACGAGGGACGGAGUUCUGCUCUCGGUAGGGAUAGCCCACGCGAAUCCCUGGAUGCAGACUCUCCGCUUCUCCGUGGACAACCCCCUCCCGGCAAGGUCGACAUUGCGCCAGUGGAUGACGCUCCAGCUGAACAACAAGUUGGAAAUACAACCGUGGGAACUGGCUUGAUUGCCUCGAUUCUACUGUGCAUCAUGACAGUCCGGUUUGUCUUUGGGGAGCUCGUGCCGCUAUAUGCAACUGUCAUCGCCGUGAUGCUCGCACUUCUUCUGAGCAUAAUGGGCGUGAGGGCGUUGGGAGAAACGGAUCUCAACCCCGUUUCUGGGAUCAGUAAACUUGCACAAGUCUUCUUUGCCUUGAUCAUUCCCCAGUCUCACCAGUCGGGAGUUAUUGUCAACCUAGUAGCUGGGGCCAUUUCCGAAGCCGGCGCUUUGCAAGCCGGAGAGUUGAUGCAAGACCUGAAGACAGGCCAUCUCCUAGGCGCGGCACCUGCGGCACAGUUCUGGGGGCAGAUCAUAGGCGCGACCGUGGGCGCUGUGGUUAGCGCCUUCGUCUAUAAGCUUUAUACUGCAGUCUAUCCGAUUCCAGGCGAUUUGUUUCAAAUCCCCACUGCCUACGUUUGGAUCUUUACAGCGAGGCUUGUGACCGGCAAGGGUCUACCCAUCAUGGCGAAAGAAUGGUCUCUCGGUUUCGGGAUCUUGUUUGCCUUUACGACUAUAAUUAGAGCGACAAGGCCAGGGGUAAGAUGGAGGCCUUUGGUUCCUGGCGGCAUUGCCGUUGCAAUUGGCAUGUACAACGUCCCGUCCUUUACCCUUGCGCGAACAAUGGGUGGUCUCCUUGCUUGGUACUGGUCGUCUUGGAGAGGACCGGCUCGGACGAACACACCGCUCAUCAUCCUGGCGUCGGGGUUCAUUCUUGGGGAAGGCUUCUUCAGCGUCGUGAACUUGAUUCUUCAGAGCGCGAGUGUGCCUCAUUUCACGUAAGAGCAGAGCCGCUACAUCGCCGCUACAUUUUCAUCGAUAGUUCUGCAUAUUAUACAUGGACGAAUGCCAGCUUAGAUACCCUAACUUCAACUUACCACCACUUUGCACUUUGAUUACUUUGGCUACGAUCCUGGUUGCUGUGUCCUGUGUGUUGUUGCUAUGGCUUGAUAAUCUUAUAUGUACACAGGCGGUUCUCCCUCUCGAUAACUACCUUACCUGGGGUGGGUACUUGAGAACUUCGAACAGGCCCAGAAGCACGCACGGUGAGGGACUGUUAAACAAUGAAUAAACGUAUUCUUGUGUAUAUAGAUAAAGACGGAGUUUCUUGUGUCAUCGAGCAUCC